AUGGUUGACAUAUUGGGCUUGUUUGGGACAAACACAGACAGCUCGCCGAAGCCUGGCGAUGAGCACUGUGAGCUUGGAGAAAACGUUUCCUCUUUGCCUCCCGAAGAAUACUACGGCCCCGUCGAAUACAAACGCCAGUUAACAUCAGUAAAGCCCGAAAGACUGACUCAUUUGGCAACGCAAAUGCAAUUUCGGCUUACUGAAGGCAAUGGCGAAUGCAGAUACAUUAUUGGUGUAAACGAUGACGGCUCUUUCUUCGGCUUGGGAAAGAAUCAACUUAACGAGACCUUAAAGACUCUCAAUUCUAUGGCUAAGCAGCUUUCAGCAGAAACUACUGUCAUCCGAAAGCGUGAAAUUUCAAAAGACAAGUUUGUGAUGGAACUUCUAGUUCGACAAACGAAUGAAGACUCGACGAACAUGGACCAGCGAAUUGCUGUUCUAGGGAACGUAGACGCUGGCAAGAGUACUUUGGUUGGCGUUCUCGUAAACGACGAGCUUGACAACGGACGUGGCCGUAGCCGGCUUCAGAUGUUCCGGCAUCCACAUGAGAUGGAAAGUGGGCGGACUAGUUCCAUAUCCAUUGACUUGCUAAUGUUUGACCAAAACGGAAACAUCACCGAAGAUCAGUCAUCUGCAGCUAAAAACUUCGAAAUAUGGGACCUGGCGGGCGACUCGAAAUAUAUGAAGACGACGCUUUACGGGCUAACCUCUAGUAAGCCCGGCUACGUGAUUCUCAUAGUUUCCGCCAACAAAGGCAUCCAGGGAACAACAGCUGAGCAACUUUACGCAGCUUACGCCCUUGCCUUACCGGUGAUAGUUGUUGUCACAAAAAUCGACCUUGUGGCACCUGAAGGGGUUUCAGCACAAAUCUCAAAAAUCGAAGAAUUUUUAUCCGAGCUACCAUUCAAUUAUGUGCCCGUUCUCGCCGACUCCACCUCAAAAUCGUCAAAUUUGGCGAACGCUAUCUCUGAAAACACAAAACUAGUGCCCAUUUUCACUACCUCGUCUGUCACUGGUGCAGGCCUCGAGCUUCUUCGAAAAUUCAUCUACCUCCUUCCAACUAGAGCAGAAGACUAUCAAUGCGGCAAAGAUUGCGAAUUCCUCGUGUCGCGUUACUACCAGCACGAAGACUUCCACAAUAAUGAAACUGAUUACUUCGUUGUUGAAGGGCGACUUCAAUCGGGAAUCAUUUUGAAAGGCGACGAACUUAAGAUCGGUCCAGAUGAUCGAGGUCGUUUCCAUUCUUGCUCUGUGCUCUCGAUCAAACAAAACAAUGUGACGAAGCAACGGCUUGGUGCUGGACACCUCGCCACUGUUAAACUGCGUUGCAAAGAAAAACUCGUUCUCCGCAAGGGCCUACAUCUUGUUCAUAAUGUGCCCGAAGUUUCUCUUCACUUCGUCGCAGAGUGCGCCAUCUUCUCAAUCUCAAAGAAACCGAAGCUUCGGAACAUUCGAGUCGGUCAACUGAUGACCGCGCACGUCGGCAACGUGCGCCAAACUGUCCGAGUAGAAGCCAUUUUCAUAAACGACGAGCGCAUUCCUGAAGUCUGUCCUAGCGAGAGCCAGUCUCCGGGAAGGGUCCACUCUUAG
Messenger RNA from Oikopleura dioica, 1590 nucleotides. The record is from the annotation of a GenBank genome assembly. Lineage: Eukaryota; Metazoa; Chordata; Appendicularia; Copelata; Oikopleuridae.